UGUUAACUCAUGACUUUACGUCAGUUUCGUUUUAUUAAUAAAACCCCUGGCUUAUUCAUUUCCUCUACUAUUUUCUAACAAGUGCAAGUGUUACAGUGCGAGUUUUACGUACACGGAGAAAUUCACCUUGAAACAAUGUCUGACUUUGAGUACCAUGUAAUCCAGUCUAAGAAAGACCUCGACUCUGAGGAUGAAUCUGGAUCAUUAAAGACUCAGAAGAAAACAACCAAAAGGAAAAACGCUUCUCAGAUCCCGAAACGUGACGCGGGCUGGUCGCUGGACAGAAACGUCGUCGAAGAAUGUGCUAGUAAAAGCAAGAAGAUCAAACCAAAGAAAACUGUGAAAAAGCACGCAUCGUCCGUGUUAAUAACUGAUACGUUGCAGGACAGUGACACUGACCUUGAUGAAGAAGACAAAACUAAAAGUACGACAACCAAGUCGAAGAAAGAGACACCUGAUUGUAAGCCAGGCUGGUUUUCAAACUGGGGUGACGAAGGACAUGUUGAAGCCCAGCGUCGAGCAUCCGCUGCCAACUCUCUGUCGUCCGUGCUGAUACGUCGCGUCCCAGGCGGCUACGUGCGUCGCACAGCUUCGUUAACCGGUGAUCUUUUUAUUGAUCUUAAACUGUAUAACGUAGUAGAUAUUCAAAACGUUCCAUCUGAAGCCCGUUGGGAGAAAGCGCUGGUUAAUUUUAAAUAUCGUGUGGAUUCCGUUUCGGAUAUAGUAGAUGGAAUAAAUAAGAUUCUAAAGCGUUGUAAGGACGACUUUACAGAUGAAGGAACCUUUUUCCCAGAUAAAAAAAGCCAAUAAUCUUUAAUCUUUUUUACGUCUAAUUUAGUCUAUUCCUAUGUCAAUAGGCAAAAUGCCUCAUAAUAGCUCCAUAUUUUGUUCAGUGUGUGACAUAAGUAUUCCAAGUAAAGCCUUUUCUGCUCACUUGCGCACUAACUUGCAUAAAAAUAAUAACUCUGUUCAAUUAACUCCUGAUAUUGAAAAAAUAAGCAGCGCUUUCCGUAGUAGAAUAGCAUCAUACAGAGUGCGUGGACCAGAGAGUAGCCUCCAUGACUCACCGGUAAAGUUUCUGUGCGCUCUUCGUAGACAUAUUAAACAUAUUCUCGAAGCGAGAAGGCUUGCUUUUGGAUCUAUAAAGGUUAACUUUGAACUGUUUGCUGAAUUUGGUUUGCCGAAAAAUGAAGCAUGUGAAAUUAAAUCAUUCGCUACGCAAAAUAUCAUUUUACAUCAGAGUUACGAAUUUAAAGAAAUAUUUUCAACCAUUUUGAACACAUUGAGCACGAAAAUUGAUGAAUUUCAAGAACGGGACAGUGGCUGGAGCUUUCUACGAAACUUAUAUCUCGAGAUAAACAUAAACAAAUAUAAUCCUCUUAGAGCGUCUAGAUUUAUAGAAUUACCAAAGUUAAUAAAACAUCGAAGAGCUUGUGUAAAUAUUAAAAACAAUGAAAGUAGCACUAUCUUCGAAUGAUGAUAAACGAGUAAUAUUAAAAGACAAUAUUCACACACUUGCGUGGGGACAUGCUUCAUUUUUCUAAAUAUAGUUAUAUAGUGAUAUUUUAAAGGAAACUUUGAACUAAUUUGUAAACACCUACUUUACUUUUUAAGUUAGCUAUGCC
Molecule: messenger RNA, 1625 nt
Organism: Leguminivora glycinivorella
Lineage: Eukaryota; Metazoa; Arthropoda; Insecta; Lepidoptera; Tortricidae
Exons: 5
Coding region: 136-810 (224 amino acids)
Source: RefSeq, a predicted model, not a curated record